AUGGAACGUAUGGAAGACAGGGAAGACAGUGUCCGGGCAAAAGUUGCGGGAUGCCUUGCGUUGCUCUGUGCCCUGGACGACGAUCCAGACGACGAAACGGAUCUUGCGUACAAGGCUCUAUUUGACGCGUUGUCUUACGAUCCCAAGGCUGAAGUCCGGAAGGCAGUCUUGUGCUCCUUAGCAAUCGACAAAGGCACCUUUCCGCAUAUCCUCGACCGACUACGUGACCGAGAUGAAGCGGUACGGAAAGCUGUCUACCAGAACGUGUUGAAAGCCAAGAUCAGCAAUGUAAAGGACGAAGAAAAGGAAAUGGGACCUUGCCAUCCGACGAAACUCAACCGGAAAGAUUGCCUCGAGAUUCUGAAGAAUGGACUUCGCGACCGCGAUCCGUCUGUUUGCACUGCUGCGGAGUUGUUAGUGAAGGAGUGGAUUCACGAGUUCGAAGAGCUGGAAGGUGUCAAAGACGAGCCUGAUACCGAACAAAAGCGUGUCGAGGCGCCGAUAACUGCCCUUCUGGGCAAAUUCAGACUUCUGCGGACAUCUUCCGCCAAUUUGGAGGUGCUCGCUACCAUGGUGAAGUGCAUCUUCAAAGUUCGACAGGACAUCUUUGACGCAAUUCAAUUUGGGGACAGGGAAUACUGGGACAAGUUUGUCGAGCCUGAAAACGCAUUCGUGAUGCGCUCGUUUGUCGAGUAUUGCGUGGAGAACAAGCGGACGAACCGGGUGGACGAGGUGCUACCGACAGUGUCGGAGCUGGCGGACAUCAUCGAGAAACGGCAUAAGGCCCUCCCGGAACUCUACACCGACGACGGGCCAAAACCGACCUACCGUGCUCAGGAGUUUAUUCUCAAAGAAUUGCUCAAGCUCGCUCCCCAUCUCGAUUUUUCUGAUCACAGGGGCUGCCGGAAAAUGCAAGAUUGCAUGAGGGGGAUGAUCGACGAGUACCUCACCGAGACGUUGACCGCUCUAUGCAUGGACGUGUUGUAUUCUGUGACGGUCAACGAGCGGGACUUCAUUCGGAUUGUGGUCGACCUCAUCCACGAAAUCCGGGAUCGAGAGGGAGAAGUUGAUGGAUCACCUGACACGCAAGAUGCAGAGUCUAGUUCUGGGAGCACCCAACGAGUACCUCGCAAGGACCUGCUUCAGAGGCCACGGAACGAGAUGCCGCGAUUUACGAGGGAGCUCUUGAACGAGAUCGACCUGACAUGCCUCUUCAUAUGUCGCAGUAUGCUCGAGCGUGUCCAGGAGCCAGUCAGGCAUUACUCGAUUUUGAACGCCAUUAUCCAAGACGUUGUAGUCCCCAUCCUCACCAACGCCCAAAACUUCAUCAAUGCGGACGAGAACGCAAAUUCGCCCGAGUACGAGAUACAUGAGAGGCUGUUUGAGAACAGCUUGCUUUGCUUGAGUUUGGCGUCUUUGGUUUACGAGGAACUCGCCGUGCACACCUUUGAGCGAUUCGCGAAGACCAUCGACAAGGAAGGUUUAUCGCAUAGUGUGAGGAUGAUAAUCCUGCAGGCCAUCUUUGAUUUGGUGCUACGGUACGGGGCGAAGGUUAUCCCGCCGGAACGGAAGGAGAUCACGCUUGAUGACAUUGGAAAGACGCUUGUCGAGCAGGUUUCUCGACAGUCGGACCAUCCGGAGACAUUGGCGGUUGUGUGUCAGGGUUUGGCAAAGUUGAUUUUGCCGGGGGUUAUUCAGGAUCCUAGUGCUGUCAGCGAGCUUUUUAGGAUGUUGAUCCUGCCUGAAACUGCGGACAAUCAACCUCUUCGUCAGGGAUUGCAGUAUUUCUUCCAGAUGUAUAGUUUCUCAAAGAAGGGGCAUCAGGAGGUUAUGAAGGAUAUCUUCAUGGGUAUCUUCAAAGAACAAGCAUUGAAGGAACGGAGCGAUGAUGAUGAGGAAGAAGAAGUGGUCUCCUUGCCGCGGUUGUGUGAGAUGUUCGAAGCGUAUACGAACCCGUUGAGGCUGAAGGAUUGCGUUAAGGAGGACGAAUUGGUGGAUUGGAAUGUCCAGUUGCAGCUUAUGAAAGACAUGCUCAUGGCGGUUGCAAAGGACACUGAGCUGAAGAAGGAGCACAGAAAGGUUUUACUGCAGAGUGUGGCAAGGAUGACCCACCCAGCGAACCUUCCCGACGGCGAGAAGGUGGACGACUCGAGGAUGUAUGAAGUUAAGAUUGUGAUUGAUAAAAUCAGGCUGGCCCGACUACCCCAAGACGCCGUCUCCAGAAACGCGUUCAACAAACUCGAAGCCAACUUUACGGCCAAAUAUAAGUCUCAGCUGGAGGGCUUGAAAGAUGAUGAGAUGCGCCAGUUGGAGUCGUUGGUGGACUUCUUUAGGGACGUGGAUAGUAUUAUGGAGGAUGAUGGGGAUACCUCUGGGGCGGACUUUGGUGGGCCUAGGACGAGAGGUCAGAAGAGGCGCUCGAUGAGUAUGGCAACAACCAACAGUGAUAUGGAGGACGUGAAGCCUGUCAUUGAGGAUCUUGAUCCUCCGAGCAAACGACGACGCGUAUCCAGAGCUGACGAGGAGUCGGAGGAUCAAUCGGCCAUGGGCACCCCUGAGUUCGAAACCCAAGGAAGAGCUGAUGAUCCAAUAGUUAUUAGCUCGGACGAGGAAGACGAGACGGAAGAACCUCCUGUGCAAGCACGGCGGAGAGAGCCAGAGGUGAUAGAUCUGGUUGAUGAUGAGGAUGAAGAUGAAGAUGAAGAGGAGAGGGUUGAUCGGUCCCUUUCGCGGUUAUUGAGUGCUAAGGGUAGACCCUCUGAUUGGGCUCGGGGUGGUCGGGGAGAGGAAGAAGAAGAGAACGGGGAAGACAGCGAGGAACCCUGGGACUCGAUUAUGGAUGAUACGAUGCCUCCUGAAGACUCUGAAGAAGAGGAAGAGGAGGAACAGGGCCACGAGCAAUAUGAGGAGUAUGAAGAUGAUGACCAGGCGGCAAUGGAGCGUGACGUGGGGGCCGAAGGUGGGCGGGAUGUUUCGGGAGAGUGGGAAGAGGAGGAUGAAGAGGAUGAGAUUCUACAGUCGCUGCUUGCACCGGAUGAUUGA
Coprinopsis cinerea okayama7#130 is the source of this 3042-nucleotide messenger RNA. RefSeq lists its product as hypothetical. Gene Ontology annotation, biological process: mitotic chromosome condensation. Bases 1 to 3042 code for a protein of 1013 amino acids. The transcript has 16 exons. Lineage: Eukaryota; Fungi; Basidiomycota; Agaricomycetes; Agaricales; Psathyrellaceae. The record is from RefSeq and is a predicted model, not a curated record. Gene Ontology annotation, cellular component: condensin complex; condensed chromosome.